AUGCUCGAUCAGGAAAACAUAAGUGUCACCAACAAAAAAGAGAGCAACAAGAGGUUGUGGGAGAUCCAUCGCAGAAAAAAUCGGUUCCGGCCGCCGGAGACAAUCGCAGUGUUUGACACGCGCCAACUACGCACGGUGCACCGAUGGCAGCCAUUCUCUCUACCAGUGCCAUGCUCCCGAGCUUUAUCUCCUCCUCAUCGCGUAUCUCCAUCACUCCCCGUGACCACUACAGCCAGCGUGCAAAGAUUCAGGACAAAAAUGUUGUCGUCGGUGACUCAGACUGAAAGUCCAAUUGUGCUUGGAUUUGGUGGUGUGGGGAUUCGAAGCACCAGCUUAAAGGUACAAGGAGGUGGUAAUGCAGGAAAUGCUCUAACUUGUGCAGCUCGUUUAGGAUUGAAUGCAAGGUUAAUAUCCAAGGUAUGCAUGCAGUAUGCUAAUACUUGA
Messenger RNA from Lactuca saligna, 444 nucleotides. Lineage: Eukaryota; Viridiplantae; Streptophyta; Magnoliopsida; Asterales; Asteraceae. The record is from the annotation of a GenBank genome assembly.